Messenger RNA from Lotus japonicus, 1266 nucleotides. Its product is annotated as methyl jasmonate esterase 1-like. The transcript has 3 exons. The record is from RefSeq and is a predicted model, not a curated record. Gene Ontology annotation, biological process: jasmonic acid metabolic process; salicylic acid metabolic process. The coding region runs from base 92 to 943 and encodes 283 amino acids. NCBI's taxonomy places the organism in Eukaryota, Viridiplantae, Streptophyta, Magnoliopsida, Fabales, Fabaceae. Gene Ontology annotation, molecular function: methyl salicylate esterase activity; methyl indole-3-acetate esterase activity; methyl jasmonate esterase activity.
GCCUUGAACAGCUACACAUAGAAGACCAAAGACUCCAGUUUUUUUCUAUAUAGCCUGAGAAACCAACUAAGGACUAGACAAGCAAGCCAAAAUGUUGAAGAUGUUUAAACGGGAGAGGCAAUUUUUGUCGAUCUUUGUCUUGUUCUUUCUCUCUUCCUCCAAUUUUGUUAAUUGUGGUCACUUUGUUCUGGUUCAUGGAGCAUUCCAUGGUGCAUGGUGCUGGUAUAAAGUGGCGACUCAACUGAAAUCAGCUGGUCAUAAUGUUACAACUCUAGACAUGGCUGCUUCUGGAAUCAAUCCAAGGAAAACACAAGAGGUUCUUUCAAUUUCAGAGUACCAUGAACCUUUGAUGGAAUUCAUGGGGUCACUUCCUUCAAAGGAGAAGGUGAUUCUUGUUGGUCACAGUCUUGGAGGGUUAUCUGUAUCAGUUGCUAUGGAAAAGUACCCUAAAAAAAUCCAUGUUGUUGUUUUUCUUGCUGCAAACGUUGUCAGUGAAAACCUCACUCAGCUGGCUUUUCUUGAAGAGGCGAGGAAAAGAUCACUAGGCUCUGUUUUGGAUACACAAUAUUUCAUCUUUGAUGGAGAGGACAAACCUCCUAUGCUCUCAUCAGUUGGACGUGAAUUCUUUGCAUCUCGAAUGUAUCAAUUAUCACCAGCUGAGGAUUUGACGCUUGCUUUUUCUCUGCUGAGACCUUUACCUCCUAUAAUGAACAAUACUGCAUUAUUGGCGAAACAAACAGCAGUUACCAAAGAGAAGAAUGGAAGGGUUCCAAAAGUCUUCUUCAUCACUGAGAAAGACAACAUUGUACUACAAGAUUUUCAAGAAUGGAUAAUUGAAAGAUCUGGUCCGUAUGCUAAAGUGAAACUCAUAAAGAAUUCUGAUCACAUGGCCAUGCUCUCCAAACCAAAAAAGAUUUCCUCUGAGCUUCUGAAGAUUACUUAAAAUAUCUGAAUGUUAAAAUACUAUAUAUGCACUACAAAAAAAAUGUUAAUGUACCAUCUCCAACUUGGACACUUUCUUAUUACUCUGUGCUUUGAAGUAUGAAAGAUUUCGAUGUCUUGUGUUGUAAAUAAAUUGUCACUUUUAAUUUUUGAUGUUUGUGUGUACUAGGAUUGAGACUCGUGCUAUGCAUGGGGUCUUUAUACCUAAUUUUUUUAGGUUAUGAUGUAAUCGAACCGUAUAGCAAUUGACUGCGUAUACGUUCAUAAAUAAAGAAUCCAUGUUUACUUAGCAUUACCAACAGCGAAAUAAAAAAUCUUUAGAUA